Molecule: messenger RNA, 3027 nt
Organism: Magallana angulata
Lineage: Eukaryota; Metazoa; Mollusca; Bivalvia; Ostreida; Ostreidae
Product: sex peptide receptor-like
Exons: 2
Coding region: 1515-2714 (399 amino acids)
Biological process (GO): G protein-coupled receptor signaling pathway
Cellular component (GO): membrane
Molecular function (GO): G protein-coupled peptide receptor activity
Source: RefSeq, a predicted model, not a curated record
AUGUUGGACCGAAAGGGCAAAAGUCGAUGCGAAUGAUAUGUUUAACGUUUGUAUUCCUGUGAUUGAAUAAGGGAAUGUUUUAGAUAUGAUCCUUAUUUUGUAAACAGCAGCUUAUAACUCACGCAAAAGAAUUUUCUGUAAGAAAUUCUUUGUAAGACGAAUAAUUUUACACAUCGUGUGAAUACAAUAUACAUGUAUUGUAUAUAAAGUUUGAAAGGGAUCCGACGCAUUCCCCAAAAACCCAGCAGUAUCGUUAACACUUUUUUUCCUCUCUUCCUGGAGCGCCAGUUUUCAUGUAAGAUGGUCCAACUAAUUAGUCGAUAGAGGGUGUUUCUUCCGCCCGCGGAAGCGAAGACAAGGCUCUGUUAAAUUAAGAGAGUCUUGUCGCGUUUUUGUCGAUCAUUAAUUCAUUUUAUAGCAAAGGCGACAGUGCAAAGCUCUUACAAUAUUUGUCGUGCUAUGGAAAAGAUAUCUUCAGAUUUUCUGUAACGUAAAUUUGGCCUUUCUGUGCCUGCAGGGAGAAUCUGACCGACAGUGACGUCUCACCACCGUGUCUCCCAUGUCCUAACGUUUAGGCUUUCCUUGUUAAAUGUGGCAAGAAUAUUCACCUAAUAGAGCCAUUUAGACAAGACACUGGAUUAAGUGCGGAAUCCACUAAUAUUUAUUGUAUAUAAAAGCUUUUUAACCCGUCCAUUAGCCGAUAAAGUGACGUUUUAAUUGUGCGUAUUAUCGAGGAGAGAGCAGCGUCGUUUUUACUGUAAAAGUUUAAUAGCAUGAUGGGGAUGCUGUUUUGAUAUAAUCACCUUUAAACCACGGGAGAAAUUUGACAAGUAUAGAUCGGUGCAUAUCGUCAGAACUGAAAAUAACCACUAGUCAGGACGAACUCCAAAAGACAUCCAUCAUCAGCCGAUAAUUAAACACAACUUCACUUUCAGAACAGUACUCCGUGCAUUCAGUUGAAAAUGAAAGAAAGUGUACUUAACAACAAACACUAAUUGACUCUUCAUUUUCUCAAAGAGGCUAAGAUUAUAUCGAAACAAAGCAGGAAUAAGUAUCUGUGCAGAUUCACGCUUUGUAUGAAAUCGAGAUAUGAGAGCUGUCCGCAUAAUCAAUAGACAACCCGGUUUUUACUUUUGUCACCGCAAUCAACGGACAAUGGACAAUUAUUCACCAAACCUUGUGGAGCGUCGGCCCAGACAAUUUAUCCAGUGCUUUCUUUGAUGUGAACAGGACUAUUUGUUCCAAAGAGGAACGAACUCGCAUGACGUUUGCUGCAGUUAAGCCUAAGCAAAAUAUCGUCAUCAUCUCAGAGGAAAAUAUAUGCCACAAUUUAAUAUUUGUAGGUAAGAAGCAUUUACAUUUUCAAGUUUUUACUGAAGUCUUGAAUGAUUUUUUUACGAGAAACUUAAGGACUCUUUGUGAUUCCGUGAGCUGUGUGAACAACUUUUAAACAGUCCCGGAAAUAAACCACUGUGCUGUAAUGGGUUUCCAGUAAUAGAUACUAAGUAAGUAAAAUGAAUUCAACAAAGUUUGAAAUUUCAAAUAACAUUUCUCUCAUGGAUGAAAACAAUCAUACUGAUUAUGGAAGAAAACCAGAAAUGCUGGAAAUUCUGCAGCCAGGACAAUUAUACUUAGUGCCUAUCAAUGGAAUAGUUUCGAUAAUUUUUAUACUUGUCACCAUUGUAACAAAUAUAUUGGUGAUGCUAGUUUUGCUUCGGAGACACAUGCGGUCGCCGACUAACAUCAUAUUAUCGGCAAUGGCUCUGGCUGAUAUGCUUACCGGUUUCUUUCCGUUACCUUCAUAUUUCUACUUUUACACCCUACGAAAUUAUGAGGAACAUCCGCCAUUUGAUUGGUGUUAUCUUUACAAACUCUUAUCCGAAUACCUGCCGAUGAUUUUCCACACAGCCUCUAUAUGGUUGACUGUAUUUUUGGCCAUUUUAAGAUACAUCUACGUAUGCCAUACAGACAUGGCUCGGAAAUUUUGCACGCUUCCAAAUGUCAUCAAAGCGACUGUGGGUAUCUUUGUUGUAGCAGCUUUGACGCAGAUAACACGUUUCGUGGAGACGCAAUAUAUUCCACACACGCUGCCCUCAAAGCGAGAUCCCAACACAACAAUAACAACAUGUUUGGUUCCAUACCGCCAAUUUGUCGUACAAGAUAUGAAUUUGUACUUCAAUUUGAUUUUUGGAUUUAGAGUCAUCUUUAUUCACUUUAUACCGUGCAGUCUUCUACUGAUUCUGAAUGCUCUUCUGAUUCGAACAAUGCGCCAAGCUCAGCUCAGACGUCGGCUUUUGUUGCGACAAAACAAGAAAAGCGAAUCCAAGAAGCUCGCCGACAGUAACUGCACUACGUUGAUGCUUGUUGCAGUCCUAGGAUUAUUUCUCCUCGUUGAGCUGCCUCUCGGUGUGAUUAUGAUUUUAUUUAGCAUACAAAAUACGCUAGACAUAAUCAUUAUGGACAAUAGCACAUUUAUAUUAUUAACAAACAUUUCUAAUACUAGCAUACUCGUGUCUUACCCACUUAACUUUCUGAUUUAUUGUGCAAUGAGUCGACAGUUUAGAGAAACUUUUACAAGAAUGUUUUCUUGCAAACCUAUGCCUUUACAACGCGAGACGUCACAUUAUACGGCUGUGCCGCAAGAAAACGGAAAAACGCACAAAGAGAACCAUACAACAGUCGUAGAGAUUCCCGAAAUCAAGAAACCCGAAUAAAAUGCUCUCCGUCCGAGAAUCGUUGGUUUUUGAGACGAAGUGUAAAAUAAAUGAAUAUGGUUAUAGAAUUCUAUCAUUACAUUGCGCAAAUGCAAAUGUAUAUAACGUGUUUUAACUAUAUGAACAACAAAUGUUUGUUUGUAGUAAGACAAAGAAAGAAAUAUAUAAAGCUGUGUUGUUUGUAGAAAAUUGUCAAUCAGUAAACAGUGAAUUCUUUUUUAUUGUUUACAUGUAAGUUGCAAAUAUUAUGAGUUAGAGUUUACAGGAGCUGUAUAUAUUUUAUGUUGAUUGCAUAAUAAAUACAAAUCUCUGA